UUUGAGCACAAGGAAGGAUGGAGGAGUUUCCGAUGUGUUGCUGCGCCUUUAGUCGAGUCUCAGACGAAACUAACUCACUUUAAAUAUUCGUCGUGUGUUUGUCAUGCAGAUUUAUAUUUACAUUGCCACGGCAGCUCAGGAUUUCAUCGCAGUUCUUUACUUUCUUCCUGCUGAGUUAAGUGUUAGCUAAACCAAGCUAACCCAAACUAACGAGCGCUGUAACUGGAAAUGCGCCCUCUUGCCUUUCAGCGUAAAAUACACAACACCACGUUCAGCGAUACACCUUUUAUUUUGACACUUAAAGAAGUUGGCUGAUGGUCCUUGUUUUUGUUGUGUCAUGCUUGACGCUGGUGCAACAACUAUAUUUGCUCGUAUCUUGCUACGUUGUAUUUUUCGUUCAAUCUGUGCGUUGAGUGGCUUCGAGACAUUUGGUAACGUAUUACUUUGACAGGCCUCCGUGUUUGCUGACACGGGUCACACGUUAGAGGUGUGUGCGCUUUUUUUAGGGGAGUCUUUCUGAAAGAGUUGUCGUUAGGCCUGUUCGGGGUUAUUUCCAUCACUGCCACUGGCUAACAAGUCCCUAAACAGAAAUGUCACUGGGGGAAUAUGAAAGACAUUUCGACUCGCUCAAUUCAGAAUUGGGCGGCGGGUCUGUGGUCAGUGAGCGAUCAGCCUUGGGCACAUAUAAUGGCGAAGAGGAGAAGUUGCAUUACAUUCCUAUCCGGAUCCUCGGGAGGGGGGCGUUUGGUGAAGCGAUUCUGUACAGAAGAACAGAGGACAACUCUCUGGUGGUAUGGAAGGAGGUGGACCUGAACUCGCUCUCCGAAAAGGAGCGCAAAGAUGUCAUGAACGAAAUCAGCAUCCUCUCCAUCCUGGAGCACAACAACAUCAUAGCCUACUUCAACCACUUCAUGGAUAAAAACACCUUGCUUAUUGAGUUGGAGUAUUGUAAUGGAGGGAAUCUGUACGACAAAAUCAACCACCAGAAUGGGAAACUGUUCAGUGAGGAGGUGGUCAUCUGGUACCUGUACCAAAUUGCGUCAGCAGUGUCCCACAUUCACAAGGCUGGGAUCUUACACAGAGACAUCAAAACUCUGAAUAUUUUCCUCACCAAGACUGACCUUAUCAAACUUGGUGACUAUGGCCUUGCAAAGAAGUUAGACUCUGAGUUUUCAAUGGCAGAGACUUGUGUGGGAACUCCAUAUUACAUGUCACCCGAAUUGUGCCAGGGGGCGAAGUACAACUUCAAAUCAGACAUUUGGGCCAUGGGCUGUGUACUUUUUGAAGUCUUGGCUCUUACAAGAACAUUUGAUGCAACGAACCCUCUGAACCUCUGUGUGAAAAUAGUCCAGGGCAACUGGACUAUGGAAGUGAACUCGGAGGUUUAUUCACCUGCACUGAUCAAACUGGUGUACGAGUGCCUCGAUCAAGAUCCUGCCAAGAGGCCUACAUCUGACCAGAUCCUGGACCAGCCAUUCAUCUCCUGCUGCAGACAGGAGCUUGAAGAACGAGUUGCCCUGCUGAAUUCAGCAAUGAAAAAACCAAAGCUGAGCACAGUGACUGACACCCCCGUUGCUGUGGUGACCACACGCUCCAGGGAGGUGUACUUCUGGGGGGGAGGGAAGUUCACCCCUCAGAAAAUUGACACUUUUAAAGGAGGCAGCAGUGCCCAACAUGUGUGUGCAGGGGAGAGUCACUUUGCAGUGGUGACAGUGGAAAAGGAACUGUAUACCUGGGCUAAUGUCCAAGGUGGAGCCAAGAUGGUGGGCCAGCUGGGGCAGGGAGACCAGGCCUCGUACCGGCAGCCAAGGAGGGUGGAGAGGCUACAGGGGAAGGCAAUACGGCAGGUGGCGUGUGGGGCUGACUUCACCGCCUGCAUCACCGAUGAGGACCAGAUGUACAUGUUUGGGUCUGACUAUUACGGCUGCAUUGGCGUGGAGGGUGAGCUCGGCAUGGAGAUUUUGGAGCCAGUGCUUCUGGAGUUUUUUGAGGAGAGGCCUGUUCGUCAGGUUUCAUGCGGGGACAACCAUGUGGUGGUCCUGACUCAGAAUGGGGACAUCUACUCCUGGGGCUGUGGAGAGUACGGGCGUCUCGGCCUGGAAUGUGAGGAUGACUUCUCUUCUCCGAUGCAAGUGACGAUCCCUAAAGGCGCUACCAUCUCCUCAGUGUCAUGUGCCAGCGAUGGAACCUUCUUUUUAACAGAAACUGGCAAAGUCCUGGCCUGUGGAAACAAUGAAUUCAACAAGCUUGGUCUGAAUCAGGGAAUCUGUGGUCUCAAAAACCACCCUGGAGAGCAGGGAUACCAGGGCAUCCCGUACAUCACCACGCUGACCUUGGUAAAGCAGCUGGCACGCUUCAAAAUUCAAACCAUAGCUCCAGGGAAGAGCCACACAGCUGCCAUUGAUGUACGUGGUCGCCUGAUCACCUUUGGCUGCAACAAGUAUGGGCAGCUGGGUGUGAAGGACUUCAAGAAACACCAGGGUGUCCAGCUCCUUGUCGGACCCUUUGGUGGAAAGACUGUGACCAAAGUGUCUUGUGGAGACGGCUUUACCAUCGCGGCAACUGAGGACAAUCACAUCUUUGCAUGGGGAAACGCAGGAAAUGGGCGACUUGGGAUGCCUGCUGACAAAGGGUUUGGUUCAGAGGUAUGCCCUGCCAUGCCAAGGCCUAUCUUUGGUUCCCUCCACCAUGUACCGGACCUCUCUUGCCGUGGUUGGCACACCAUUAUCAUUAUGGAGAAAGUGCUCAACUCCAAGACUAUUCGCUCCAACAGCAGUGGACUAUCAGUCGGUAGUGGACUGGGCCAGGAGGCAUCUACAUCCACAGUGGAUCUGGACAUGGAUCCUGGUUCAGAGACAGAGUGUCGUUUCAGGGGUCUUGGUGGCACAAUGGAGGAUAAUACAGAGGAGUGCUUCUUGGAGACCCCGAUGAUGUCACUGGCAAAUCAGACAGGGGACAGUUCCUGCCCCCUCUGGCUUAGAAAGGAGCUUGAGAAUGCAGAGUUCAUCCCAAUGCCAGAUGACCCCGAGCAAUUCAUUCCUGACCAGCUCGCUUCUUACUCCCAAAGUGUCACUCUACCAUAUGAGGAGCUGAAAGAGCUAACGGCUGCUGCAGCAGCAGCCAGCACUGAGAAAGGCCUAUCGACUAAGCGAAUGAGCUGUGAUAAAGUCAAUGGACUAGAGGACGCUGACGUCUGCAAAAAAGGGGAAUCAGGUGCAUGCUGCAAAGCGAGUAGUGAGAUCACAAAGCUGCAAGAGACGGUCGCUCGUCAGGAGAUGAGGAUCCAGAUGCUCGAGAAGCAGGUCACUGAGCAGCAGAAGGAGAACGAAAGGCUCUGGGCUGCAAUCAGUCGUUCAACGCCACGGGAACCAGGCUGUGACAAUAACAGAAACCAUCCCCUUGAUGCCCGUAUGCCCGGGGACGGAGGAGAGAGAGGAGGCGGAUUCACAAACCGACCUGCAGGGGCCAGCGUGUGAGACUGAACCUGCAGAUGUCCUGAUUAUGGGAGAAGUGUCAAAACUCUUAGCACAUAUUGACUUAAACAAGCCGGUCAGAUGUGCAGCAGAGGGUGCAGCCUUGUGCCAUUCACGGUGGUUACAUACGGUAUACAUGUUUAACAGAGCGCUAGGAUGCAUGAUGACAUUCUGUUACAGAAUACUGUAUAAUACCUUGCACACGUGUGUUCACCUGGGUGCAGUGAUCUAGCUAGUUUCUUCACAGACUGGAAUGUUGGCUGGAUUCAACAUGACGCGUCAGUCCUUGACACCCGUGAGAGACAAUCAUCAUAGUGUUACUCUGCAAUGUGAAUGUUAAGUUUAUGUUUUGGUGGUAUUUUUGACUUUAGGUGAUGUCAGCGUCGAGGCUUCAGUCCUUAGUGCCUCACGUUUUACAAAUAACAGGUAAAAUAUGGAAAACUAUGGAAACGGUUUGCUAAUGCCAAAGAUUAAGGUUUCCUCUUGUCAGUUGUUGAGUGAUGGGCCGCCAGGAUGUUGAUGAUGUGGCGCUGUCUCAUAUGAAAACAUACAUGUAUCACUUUAUUUUUAAUUAUUUUCAUUUCUUUUGAUAUUCCUAAAAAGUUAAAUGUGCCAAAUACAAAAUAUCCUAUAUUUAUCAGACAUGUUAGCUAUUACAAACAUAAUCUGAAUAUUUCAUGCAAAUAUAUAUGUUUUUUGUUUUGUUUUAAUUUGCAUGUUUUAUUGUUGUAUGAAAGUAUUUGUGUGAAACAUGAAACUACUGAUUCAUUUUUUAACAGCUAUAUUUAGUUACUUUUUCUUACUGCCUUCUUUGACUCUUGAAUCUUUGUUGGGGCAGCACACGUAGGUCUAUCCUCUUUGUGACAUGUAUGAACACUUGAACAGUUUUCCUUCGACGUGGAAGCAUUUCUGAUAUAGCUGAACUUGCAGCUAUAAUGUUUUCUCAGUGCAUUUUUUAACCUUUUUUUCUGUCUUUGGUACUUUCUGAACUUUUGUUUUGCUGUAUUUUGCAUCAUUUGUCAGAGCAAUUACAUUCUUUUUGUUUGUUUGUUUAAUGUCCAUUGGUUUAUUGUGCAAUUAUCACAUAUGUGUGUAUGUGUGUGUGUGUGUGUGUGUGUGUGUGUGUGUGUGUGUGUGUGUGUGUGUGUGUGUGUGUAAAACCCUUUGUCCUAGUUUUGAGCUGUCAGAUGUCUGCAUUAUAACACUGGCAGUAUAUUCAUGCAGUAAAAUGCAGUGUUAAAUGUAGCCAGAGUGCCUUAGCAAGCUAUUGAAACCAAAAUUAGUGCAAGUAUGACAAUGCUGUGCCUUCUGUGAAUAUUUUAUGCAGUGUGUCGACAGCAUUUAGAAAUAUGGUUUAUUUUUUUCAGCGGAUAACCAAAUAUUGUGGAGAUGUAACAGUUGUAUAAACAGUUAUCUCACAGUCACACUGUUGUUUCAUGCUUCGUGUAAAAGCCAUAAAUAAAACAGCUGUCUUUUGUCAUG
Molecule: messenger RNA, 4955 nt
Organism: Epinephelus fuscoguttatus (brown-marbled grouper)
Lineage: Eukaryota; Metazoa; Chordata; Actinopteri; Perciformes; Serranidae
Gene: nek9
Product: serine/threonine-protein kinase Nek9
Exons: 23
Coding region: 591-3476 (961 amino acids)
Biological process (GO): protein phosphorylation
Cellular component (GO): centrosome
Molecular function (GO): protein kinase binding; protein kinase activity; ATP binding
Source: RefSeq, a predicted model, not a curated record